This is a messenger RNA of Oreochromis niloticus (Nile tilapia), 3106 nucleotides long. It is a transcript of the gene ppil6, whose product is annotated as peptidylprolyl isomerase (cyclophilin)-like 6. Lineage: Eukaryota; Metazoa; Chordata; Actinopteri; Cichliformes; Cichlidae. Gene Ontology annotation, cellular component: cytoplasm. The transcript has 7 exons. Gene Ontology annotation, molecular function: peptidyl-prolyl cis-trans isomerase activity. Gene Ontology annotation, biological process: protein peptidyl-prolyl isomerization. The record is from RefSeq and is a predicted model, not a curated record. The coding region runs from base 1558 to 2307 and encodes 249 amino acids.
GGAGUGCUUUGAGAAAAAGGAACAAAAGGAACAUUAAAGCAAGAUGCAGAGCUGUCUUCUGAUGUUACAAAGCUGCUGGAGCUACUCAAGUGGCACAAAGUCCAUUUUGUGACUGAAAGUUGUAAACAGGAAUAUUUUUGCGGCUGGCCUUUAUUGUAUAUGUAUUUGUAGAAGUUUCACUUGCUGGAGGAGAAUAUUUAAACAAGUGACAUAAAUCUGAUUCACAGAAUCUGCAGCACACAAUUUACGGAAAAUUCCACAACAUCUAACACUUGGGCGUGUUGUGGUUUCAAUUGUUUUUACAAGUAGGGUUUAUUUUUAGCAAGGGGAGAUGUUUUCCAAACAAGUGCGUAAUCGGCACUUUGCAUGGAUGAUGCAAAGCUAUGAGCGCAAUGUCAAAGUUCUCUGUCCUUGAACUCUUCACUCAGUCCUCACGCUGAGUAUUCAAUAAUGAUAACAAUGCAUUUUAUUAAUGGAGAGCUUUAGAAAUACUUAAGGACACUUUACAAGCAAUUAAAUAAGAAAAUCACAGUAUGGAUAAAAUAAAACAGUUGGAAGACAUCAUAGAAUCAAACUCAAAGCAUAAUAAAAUUAAAAUGAAACAGAACAGCUAAGCUUCAAAAGAUGUGUUUUAAGGCUGGCUUUAGAGAUGGGAAACGACUCAAUAUUGUAAAUGUGAUGUGGGAGAGAGUUCCAAGGACAAUGCGCCACUCGGCGGAAAGGUCUAAAACCCAGGGUGGUCAGGCGAGGAGGAACUCCAAGUGUGAAUGAGUGGCAAUGUGCAGAAGGUCAGAGAGAGAUGGAGGUCCGAGGUUAUGGAGAAACUUGAAAGUAAGAAGCAGAAUCUUAAAAUUAUAUUUACAGGAAGCCAGUCAAGCUGUUGAAGGACAGAAGUAAUAUGUUCUGUGGAAAUGGUUUUGGUAAUAACAUGAGCAGCUGCAUUUUGGACCAGCUGAGCCCCACUCAUUUCUCCACUAGUGUCUUCUUAAAACGGAGCAGAAAUUAACUCAGCUGAGCUGUCUUUUUCUCAGCCGUGUGCACACAGCGAGCGACUUCUCUCUCCUGAACCUCUAACGGAUGAAAGUGAAAUGUCUGCAAAAGUGCAGCUGUUAAUGAAUCUGCGUUAGUGUGUUAGAUUAAUGAUAAGGAUAUUUCCUCUUUUUUAAAAAAAAAAAGAGGAAUCAAAUGUCAGAACUCUAACUUGGAGCCACACAAGUGGAAAAACAUACAGCUUGUAGGGAGACAUGACAAAGAGCAAAGCAGGACUCAGACAUUAUAUACACACCAGGUAAUUAAGGAGAUGAGAAACACCAGGGAACACAGCUGAAUGGAAUCUGACUAAUGAGACAAAACUAAACACACCACACAUGAGACAAGGGACUAUCAAAAAUAAAAGAGGAAAUAACAAACACAGGUCAGGAUUAAGACAUGACACAGAGAUAAAACGUGGAGACACGACUAACUGGGGAGACAGAAUUGGAUCACAAAAGAUGAUAACUAAAGAUUAUGUGACUGAAUGAGGAACACAGACUGGAAACAAAGGGGAACUAAGAAGCAAUGAAAGGACUGCAUGCAAAGGAGCUGCGUGGUGAAGUGUGGCAGUACUCCAGUAGCCUGAUGUGCUUUCUGAACGGCCGUCUCCUCGGUGAUGAAAAGGAUCUCACCAGCUGGGCCAAGAAUCAGUGGGGUUUCACUUUCGCCCGGCCGCAAGCUUUCUACACGACUCUUGCUGAGGAGUACUAUACCAAACACCUCCAGAAAACUGGGCAUCAGUUUGUCUUCAUGGAUGUUGAGAUUGCGGGAGAAGCUGCAGGGAGGUUAAUGUUUGAGCUCUUCUCAGAUAUUUGUCCAAAGACAUCCAAGAACUUUGAGGGUCUGUGCACAGGAGAGCAAGGACUGUCACAGAGUGGCUUCCCGCUCUGCUAUAAAGGCUCUCUGUUUCAUCGGAUUGUGCCCAAUGGAUGGGUGCAGGGUGGAGAUAUUUCUCCAGAGAGGAAAGGAAAUGGAGGUGAGUCAAUCUACGGGCUAAUGUUUGAAGAUGAGAAUUUUGCCAUUUCACACUCUAAGCGCGGCAUCCUGGGAAUGGCUAAUAAAGGUCCCCACAGCAAUGGAUCCCAGUUCUACAUCACCCUACAGCCAACGCCAUGGAUGGACAAGACCUAUGUUGCCUUUGGUCAAGUCGUUGAGGGUCUCGAUGUCCUGAGGAGGUUAGAAGAAGCUCCAACUUGCAAUGAAAGGCCCAAGUAUGAGUGUAGAAUUACAGCCUGUGGAGUGCUUAAACCAGAGCUCAUAAGCAUUAAUCAUUGAUACAUUUUAAGCAUUUUUUUCCUCAGUUUUUGAAUCAGUAAAAUAAACAUGGUAUGCAUGUUUUCUUUUCCUUUUUUGUUAAAUAAAAGCUUCACAUUUGCAUUUUGAUUUUAUUUAAACUGCAUUUUUUAAGUCUAUAAGCAGUUUCAUUCUUUUUGCUGAAUUAGGCACCAUCUGCUCUGUGCAUGUUUGACAGAUGUAAACUUGUUAUAGGGCUUUUAUUGUAAUAUUUAUUCAUCUUUUUAAUUCAUCUUCUAUACAAAUAAAACCUGUGAAAUUUGCUUUUUUAUUGAUAUGUACAGAAACUUUUACUGUGAGAGGGAUCUUCAGUGAAAACCCAAAUAUGUCUACUGGACAGAAAGAGCAGCAGUAAUAAGCUGACAGUUUCAACAGUUAUUGGGGUUGUAAAAGGCAAUUCACAGGUUAUUGCAUAAUGGCAUAAAAACAAAUGAGCUUUUACUUAUGCUUAAAGGAAGUUGGGAAAAUGGCAUACAAAUAAAGUAUGAGAAGUACAGUUUAUCUAUUCUUCACAAGAGCCAUCCUCUGCAUCACUUUCUACAAGGACUGACAGAGGAUGGCUUUUCUUCCUCAUACCACGACCACUGCGUUUUUACCUUUGGAGAUCCUUUUUGUAUUAUAUUGAGCUUUUAACAUGGCAACAUUUUUUAAGAUUCUAUUUAUUGACCUCCUUUAUUUUAUUUCAUUACUUUCUGAUUAAUUUUAAUGAGAUGCUUUUGUAAAACAAGAAUUUCCUAACUUUUGGCAUAAAUUGAAGUGAUCCUGGGUCAUUGACCCACCA